CAAUAUUCGUGUACCGUGCGCACUCCAGACGAAGGCCUCGCCGUUCAGGGCGACUAGGGUAAUCAUGCCGAGGCGCGAUUCGGCAGCCGAAACGUGGUGAAACGAGAAGCCGGUCGGUAUUUGUGUUUACGUCCGUCGCAGGAAUCGUCCUCGCCGAAUCUGCUGUCGAACAAGCAACAGGCUGCUCGGUGUGUGGUUGAUGCCCGUAGGUGUAGUUUUGCCGCUUACGGCUGCCAACGCAGCUGCAGCGGCAAAUAGAGGUGCUAUCGCGAUCAGGUUUGACAGACCAGAUUGCACCUCUGGAGCUGCGCCCAUGGACUACUACCAUCAACAGCAACCUCACCAAGCACCCCCUCAGCCCGUACCUGCCCCAAGCUACCCUUUGACGAAUCCUCAAAAUACGUACAACCAGUAUGGACCAAGCACUUCCACGGAAAAUUACAUCCAGUACCCCACCUCACAUAUAUUCCAGCAACACACGACGACAGAGGUAACGACGACGUCACUGGGAUACUCGGCAGACCCAGUGACGAAAGCAGUAAUGGACAACAUCCUAGGAAAAUUGCCGACUAAGAAAAAUCAACUGGUGUACCGAUGUGAGGUCUGCAACAUGGAUUUCUCGGGACAGAGUGUGCUGGACAUGCAUUUAACAGGAGCCAAGCAUGCGAAGAAAGUAAAGUCAAUGCAAAUUCUCAAUGAUCUUUCUGCGACCGGGCAGUUUACCACUAAAGGCAACUCUCUGUGGUGUGAAGCUUGUGGAAUAGAAGCUAAUUCUUCUCAGCAGCUACAAACACACCUCUCCGGUAACAAACACAAGCAAAGAGUUGCGAAACUGGCCACCAGCGGUCAGAUCCCCCCGAUGCCAGUACCGCCACCUGCACCACUCCAGCCCCCCUUGGCACCAAGCCAGAUUGACUCUGUCCUUAUGCCCCCGCCCCCUCCACCCCAAUUACCUUUCCCUGGAGAGCCAACAGUUCCUGGAGAAGAAUCGCCUGCAAGUCUGCGGAACUACGUCUGCGAUAUAUGCGAAUUGAAUCUGAAUUCUGCUCAGCAACUAACACAACAUCAAGAAUCGCGCAAACACAAAGAAAAAGCUUCUGGACGCUAUCGACACAGCCCAUAUGGAAGCGGUGCAUCCAGGUUCAAACAGAAUACGAAAAAGAAGAAGAAGAAAAAGGUCAAUCCGACAGCAUACCUGACCCCUCUGAGCGCCAGUUUUGUGCGCGGCAACAUGCUCUAAUUAGUGCAUUCAGUGAUCAAAGACUUAUUAUUUUCCUUAACCAUUACUUGGUUUUGAGGCAAUUUGUAGAUGCGUCUGCGUUUGCUUUGCAUUUCUUGUCUCAUAUUUAGAGAAAAAAAAUCAAAACAUGAGCUCACAGUCGAUUGGCUUACUCUUCUACGUAAACUACAAUACAAAAUAAUUAACUAUAACAAUGACAAGUUAUUACCUAAAUAAAGAUAAACGCGCCAAAUGAAACUUUGAAA
This is a messenger RNA of Cloeon dipterum, 1485 nucleotides long. Its product is annotated as zinc finger protein 385B-like. The coding region runs from base 200 to 1240 and encodes 346 amino acids. Lineage: Eukaryota; Metazoa; Arthropoda; Insecta; Ephemeroptera; Baetidae. The transcript is spliced from 8 exons. Gene Ontology annotation, cellular component: nucleus. The record is from RefSeq and is a predicted model, not a curated record. Gene Ontology annotation, molecular function: nucleic acid binding; zinc ion binding.